AUGUUUAAUCUACUAGAUUUAAUUUUUAAUAUUUUAACAACUUUUAUACCAUUAAUUUAUACAAUAAAAUCAUUAGAUAAAUCAAUUGAAUUUAAUAAAUAUUCAUAUCAAUUUUUAUUAAAUUAUUGGAUAUAUUAUAUAAGUUUAGAUUAUUUUUCAUAUUUGGUAUUUAAUAAUUUAGGAAUUAUAAAUUUUUUAAUUCAACUAGCUAAAAUUUGGUUAUUUUAUGGAAAUACCUCAUAUAAAGAUAUUGAAUUUAGUAAUAUAACAAUUAUAAAUCAUAUAUUAUUUGGAAAAUUUUAUAAAAAUUUUGAAAAAUUUGAAAAUUAUUUUAAUUCUGUUUUAAAUAAAAUUUCAUUAAAUUUUAAUAUUAACAACAAGUUUGGAGAUUUGAAUUAUCAAUUAAAUCAAUUUGGUAUAAAUUAUUCUAUACCAAUUGAUUCUAAUUAUUCAAUUAAUUAUGAAUUAGUAGUUUCACAAAUUUUAAAUUUUAUAAAACCAAUUUUGAAAUUGCUAUCAUCAUUAUUGAAUUCAAAUACUACACCCAACUCAAACUCAAAUUCUAAAAAAUUGAAUAAAAAAAUAAGAAAACAAACUUCAUCUACUUCAUUUGCUUCAUUAACUUCAAGAUCAAAUUCAAGUACUAAAUCUUCAUCAUCGAUAUCUUCUGAAUUUUCACCUCAACAACAACAUCAACAACAACAUCAACAUCAUAAUAAUCAAAAUCAACAAUUUCUUUCUCCACAAUCUAUUUUUAGUACUGGUUCACCACCAAUACAAUUUCCAAAUGAUGAAAUAAAUUUAAUGAAAAUUCCAAAAUAUAGAAUAAGUAGUACACCUCCACCUCAACCUUCUUCAAAAAUUGAUGAUUUGAAUUUAUCAUAUUCUACUGGAAAUCAUAUACCUAAUAAUAACAACAAUAAGAAAAGAAGUAAAUCAAAUGGUGAUUAUGAUUUAACAUCUCAAAUAAUGAAAUUUAGACAACAUCAAGCUCAAAAUCAAGCUCAAAAUCUAAUGUUAUCUAAUCAUCAAACAAAUCUUGAACAAGCAUUUAUGAUGCAACCACAAUCACAACAACAGCAGCAUCAUCAUCAUCAACAUCAACAACCUCAACAAUAUGAAAAUUCACAUUAUACAAUAAGUCCAACUCAACAAAACUUUCCUCACAAUCAAUUAAAUCAACAAUAUUAUCAAGAUCAACCUCACCAAAGAAUAAAAUCAAAUACAUCAUCAAGAAACCCAUCAGGUUCAAAUUAUAAUUAUGAUCAACAACUAAAUCGACUGGAAAAUUAUAGACAUUAUAGUAAUAGUAACAACAAUCAUAAUGCAAGUCAAAAUAAUGGAUAUAAAGUAAAUAAUAAAGAUUAUAGAGAUUCAACUAAUGGUUACAAGGUAAAUUCAAAAUCGAUGAAAAAUGUUCAAAAUCAAAUUAAUAGAUCUAGCAACAAUAAUAAUAAUGAAUUACCUGCUGUUCCUACUCCAUCAAUGGUAUUACAAUAA
Molecule: messenger RNA, 1500 nt
Organism: Lodderomyces pseudojiufengensis
Lineage: Eukaryota; Fungi; Ascomycota; Pichiomycetes; Serinales; Debaryomycetaceae
Exons: 1
Coding region: 1-1500 (499 amino acids)
Source: RefSeq, a predicted model, not a curated record